AUGGCUCAAUUUCAGCUACUAGGCUGCUUGAAACAAGCACGCGAAUCGACCGUACCGCACACUACUGCCAAAUUAUCGCCCGACGGUCAACAUGUAGCGUUAUGUGAGGAAACAGACAUUGAGAUCUACAAUGUGAAGGGUCAAACGGAAGUUUCUUUAUCUACAUUACACUCACGGCCACUGUCAGAUCUUUGCUGGUCACCCGAUUCACAAUGUAUUGCCACAGCUUCGGAUGAUUUCACGGUGAUAAUCACUCACGUCAAAUAUGGCGAAUUGCAUCGACUUGUAGGACAUACUGCGCCCGUCACAGCCCUGAAAUAUACUUCGAAGGGUAAUCUUCUUUGUUCGUGCUCUAUGGACGAAAGCAUAAAGAUAUGGGAUACACUAACAGGCACCCUCCUGCGGACACUGUCGGCACAUUCAGAACCUGUAGUUUCGAUAGAUAUACCGCUUUUUGACUCGAGCAUUUUAAGCUCUGGUUCUUACGAUGGCCUGAUUCGAAUAUUCGACACAGCUACGGGGCAUUGUCUCAAGACCUUGACCUACGAUAAAGAUUGGCAAAGUGAAAAUGGAGUCGUGCCUAUAUCACAAGUCAAGUUUUCACAAAACGGUAAGUUCCUACUCGUCAAAUCACUGGACGGCAUUUUGAAGAUCUGGGACUUUGUAAGGGGUAAAGUAGUACGCACGUUUGUAUCGGAGCAAUCUAAGUCUCUGCGAUAUUCUUGUGGGAUGGACUUUCUCUAUUCGGCGGAUGAAACCCUUGAUCCUAUUGUUGUGAGCGGGACAGAAAAUGGUGAAAUUGUUUGUUGGGAUUCGCAAACCAAGCGCACUGUCCAGCGGAUUCAAGGUAAACACGCCGACAGCCCUGUCAUGGAUAUCAGUUGUAAUGGUUCUCUAAUGUGCUCUAUCUCCUUAAAUGGGGAGUGCAAUCUUUGGAAGUGGUCCGCGAAUUAG
Messenger RNA from Lachancea dasiensis, 954 nucleotides. Lineage: Eukaryota; Fungi; Ascomycota; Saccharomycetes; Saccharomycetales; Saccharomycetaceae. The record is from the annotation of a GenBank genome assembly.